CGCACACACGUACGCCGCCGCCGCCGCCGCCUCCGCGGCCACCGCCCGCACGCCCGCGACGGCCUCCUGCCGGCAGUCAGCCGGAGGCGAGUCAGCGGCGUCGCACGGCUGCCCGCACGCGGCAUCUUCUCUAGGGACCGCAUCCAGCAACAGCGACGACCUACGGGCGGCGGCAGAGAGCGCGUUGCGCACCUGCUUGUGGCGAACGGCGGGGACCUCUACCGGACCGGACCAAACGCGGACCUGCUACCUGAACUGUAGCAGGCAAUAGGAGAGGCGGCGAGCAUCUCCUGGAGCUUGAGUGCAUACUGCUGACUGAGGGAUCAAGCAAGCAAGCUUCCUGCCGUAUUGUGGCCAUGGCAAAGUCCAAAGAACAUAGUAUCAUGGAGGCAUAUGAAGCAACAUUUGAGUCACAGCCAUCUGUUUCUGGAGCUGAGAGGAAACCUACAUCAGGUUUUAUGAUGGAAUUGUAUGAAUUCACAGAAGAUACCAACAUCACUACACAGAAAGAGGGACGUAUUCUCCGUCCGACAAGCAUUAAUCAGGUGAACUUCAUCCCAGGAAGUAAGAAUAAGUUAGGGCACAUUCAGUUGAAGGACAAGAAAGGGAAGAAAGCCCAAGAAGCAAAGUUUUGGACCAAAGAUUAUGGGGAACUUACUCAUAUCAAGGAAGUGGUCAAUAGAGGCUUAACUUUGAAACAUGAGGCUAUCUUAAAGCCGUUGGCAUGUGCUGACAAUGAGCAGCUGCUCAAGUUGGUUGUUGCUUGUACAAAUUUUGAUCUCACCCUCCAAGAUUGGUUGGACAAAAAUAGUGCUACAGCAAUUCCAGCAGGUGAUUACCUUUCCAACCAAGGGAAGCAUAUUGUGAGAUCAGGAUUGAGACUCAUUGAGUAUUUGUGGGAAAGGGGUUACAUAUGUGUUGAGCUGGAUAAGCCAAGCACUUACGUGAUGGUUGGUACCACCCUGAAAAUUCUUCCAUUUUACAUCCGUAAAAGGCUUGCUACGGAGGGUGAUGACAACAUGAAGGUGGAGCUGAGAGGGAAAUUUGCUGACAUGCUGGAUAAUCAUAUUGCUGCUCUUUGGAAUGAUCCAGAACUUCAAGAGCUCACCAGCUUGAUGAGGAAUCCAAACGCAAGUUUUGACCUCAUCAUGGGGCAUCCAGUGCUGGCCAGUCCUGUGGAACGUCAAGUAAUGUACCGAAGUGCUUACUACCCAUACAUGACUGAGGACCAGCUAACAGCAUUGCGGGAAAAAGCCUCUGUUGACGCUAACUGGGUUCAGAGAGUAAGAAAUUCAUCAGAUCUAGCUUUAACGGAAAUCGUUAAAGAUGGUUUUGAUCCAGAUGCUGUAGGGGCACUACACUUUGCCUCAGUUGUAUCGUGCCACUACAUUACAAGGCGGAAGAAUGCUGAUCCGGGUAAUGGUGAUGAAUUGGAGCACUGGUGUCUACUCCAUACGAUUGCUGAUCAUUCUCAUUAUCUCCACCAUCAUCAUGGUGAUAUUAGGAUCUUCAUUCUGAUCUUGACCAGCUCCAGAUACAUAAUAAGAAAAAGCAAAAGUCAAUACAAGAUACUCCCUCCCUCCUUGAAUACAAGGGAUUCUGGCUUUUUUCAGGCAGAUUAAGGAGAAGAACAAAAGACUAAUAUGCCCCUAAUUAAAGUAUUGAUGGUAUGUGUAUUGGCUUGGUUAUUGGGUUGUCGUUUCUGUCUCCCAUGCAUGCAUGCACAUUGUUGCCAUCUCUGGCUGCAUGCAUGCAGUUUUUUUAGUGCUGGCGGAGGGAGGGAGUAAGAUUUAAACAACCAUAAACUAAGCAAG
Panicum virgatum (switchgrass) is the source of this 1814-nucleotide messenger RNA. RefSeq lists its product as uncharacterized. The transcript is spliced from 6 exons. Lineage: Eukaryota; Viridiplantae; Streptophyta; Magnoliopsida; Poales; Poaceae. The coding region runs from base 357 to 1622 and encodes 421 amino acids. The record is from RefSeq and is a predicted model, not a curated record.